AUGGACCCCUUGUUGGCCGCUGGGAAGGAUGCACUUGGAGGCGUCUUUGGCCUUAUGACCUUAGGUCAAUAUGCUUUGGUUCUCAGAGGGAUGGUCCUGAAAGAUGACAAGAAACCGAAGACCCCGCCCCACAAAAAUCCCAGUGCUGACAAUGACCUCAAUUUAGAAGAUGCUAUUGGAGGAGACGAUGACCCAGUGCCACACAAUCCAGCCAAACCGAGACCUGACCCAAAACCCCGCCAGCCUGGAUCUGGUGGAUUUCCCGAUUCUGACCUUGCUGAUGGGACUUCAGAUGGAGGAGGUGGUCACGGUGAGAGUGGUGGCCGUGGAGGCCAGGCUCCUGAUGGGGAGAGGCAAGGUGGAUUUUCCGAUUCUGACCUUGCUGAUGGGACUUCAGAUGGAGGUGAAUCCCCUGGGGUGGUCCCUGGCAUCGUGGGAGCUGUUUUGGUAGCCGUGGCCGGAGCCAUUUCUAGCUUUAUCGCCUACCAGAAAAAGAAGUUCUGCUUCAAAGAGAAUGCUGACCAAGGCGAAGUCGACAUGGAAAACCACCACAGCACCAACGCUGAGCCCCCCGUUCAGCGGACUCUUCUGGAGAAAUAGAAGGUUGUUGGGAAAAGCAGCCCCGGACAUCCACAGCAGGAUCCCCAUCCUUGCCUGCUGCCCCUCUCUGAAGAACGCCCUCAGGAGGGGAGGACAGAGCGGCCGCCCCGGGAGCCGGCCCGUCCUGUCCACACCUUCACUCCAGUCGGAUGCUCUGUUUUAAUUUUGAGACGUGUUCACCUGUCGCCGUGCUGGGUAGAAGAUGUGGACUAACAAAGAGUUUUGCAUCCAGAGGGGAAUUGCAUUCACUUUCUCCGUGGCCCGUAGGGGUUUUCGGCGUCACUUGAAAAGCUCGCUGCCACCGAGUCCCCGUCAUUCGAAUAUCGACCCCACUGAAGUUCUCCAAACGGAAUCUCUGGGCCGUUUGCAAAUUACCUGUACAUUGAAAGUGCAGGUUGAAACCUCCCUAACACUGACCGUUUUUUAGAGUGAGGUAAGCCUUCAGUUAGAUUCCUCAAAAUUUCUUUCGUUUGUUAGGAUUCUUUUUUUCACAGUAGACUAAUAAAAAGAAAUUAGAAACCAAGUACUUUUUACAUAAAUGCUUUGCUCUGGGGUGACUUUUAAAGAAGGCUGUGAAAAUUAGUGGGAUGGAUCCCAUGUUCCCUUCUGGGCUAUAAGACGAAUGAUCAACCUAAGUGCUAGCUCUGUCUUUCUGGCAUUUUCUUUCUCUGCCCUUUUCUUUUCACUUGUCUUAUCGUAUUGGGGACAAGUAUUCCUCAGCAUUCAGAUACUCUCCUGCUUCAGAUAUUCCCUGCAUCAGAUACUCCUGUGUAUCAGACACUUCCCUGCAUCAGAUGCUCGUCUGUAUUAGAUACUUCCCCUCAGAGAUACUCCUCCUCAUCAGAUACUCCCCUGUAUCAGACAUUCACUUUCUUUCUUCCAUGUGAGUGAAUGCCAUGAAUUUGUUAACUGUUUGUAUCGUCUUUACAAAAUGUUUAACUGCUUCUAUGUGAGAGAUCAGUUUAACAUAACGGUAAAACCGCUUUUCAGCAGAGAAUCUCCUUGUAUACUUUGUAACAGCUUGAAAUGAAGUGAUCGCAUUCCUCCUUGCAAUAAACAAUGACUUCUCCACGUUUAGAAGCAUUUCCCCAUCUCGGGCAAUGCACACACUGCAAGGCUUCCAAAAUGCGUGCUUUUGUGUAAAAGCUUGACGCGGGCUUCGCUUGGAUUUUUGUGUUAAUCUCAGAAAGUGUAGAAGCCCUGAUAUUCUAGCCGGGAUGGACCUCAUCUCUAAACUUUCCUCCACUGAAAAAUUAGAGUAUCUUCAGUAUGCUUCCAGCGGUGCUCACGAAAGCUCUCAGAAUAGUUAUCCACAGAAUGGCAAUUUCCUGGGAAUACUUAAUCUUGUCACUGAUAAUGGCUUUAAGAUAGCUGCUGCUUGUCGACAAAGCCAGAUUUGACACAAGUCUCCUUGUUCAAAGGUAUGCUGUCAUCACACCUGUGUGGGCUGCCAUCACAGACCUCUGGAUUUGGGGAAAGGGCUGGUAUGGAGGUGUCAGCCAUUGAUUCUGGGUCUUUUCCACUUUGAAGCUCAUAAACGCUGUCAGUAGUUGGGGGGUGGGCAUUGGAGGCAUCCCCCCUUCUGUUGAGACCUGCACCCCUCCCCACACCCAUAUCCUUUCACUGGCCCCUGCUUCCCACCUGUCUAAAAGCUCCCAGAACUUCAUUCCCAAGAUAUCAAUGGGGACCGUUGUCCAGUUAUUUUGGUAUUUAUGUUAUUUUUCUGUGUUUGAGUAUAUGAAACAGGGUGAAGAAAUGAUUGAGACCUCUGGUUAUUUAUCAUUUCUGUUCAUUGUUUCUUGCAACAAAUACCUAUUGGAUGCCCCUUGUGGCCCAGGUGUGGGCAGCAGAGGAUGUGACAUUCUGGAUUCUGGAGGAUGUAACACAAACAUCUCUCAUUCAUCAAGGGAUGAGGUCCACCAGUUGUCAAGGGCUGAAGGCUGGAUUAUCCAGUAUGCCUGGGUCCCGUUGCUAGCUAGCUCGGAACACCUGGGUUACAAAGGUCUUGGAGAAUAUCCACAUUCCUCCCCAAUGGAUCAUCAAGGAUUGCUUUUGAGGUCAGAUUUUGCACAGUGACUUGCUUUAUUUUGUAACAAGAAAAAAAAUGCAUCAAUCUUUUUGUAACUCUGUGAAUAACAUCGACAUGUUUAUAAGCAUAGCAAUCAUACUAUAAACAUAAAUGUCUCAUUAACGGAGAGAAUAGUGAAAGGAUGAGUAUUUUUUAAAAGUAUAUGAAAUUAUGACUCAUGCAUAAAUAAAUAUGUACAUUUAAGAAAUAUGUCAGCUAGGCUUUUUUUUUUAUGGAGGCUGAAUGGACGUCUUUGUAGACUCAGUUUAAUUUCACAUGGACAUAAAAAUAAACGAUCUUUUGAAAAAUGGA
Diceros bicornis minor is the source of this 2980-nucleotide messenger RNA. RefSeq names its product CD99 molecule (Xg blood group) (gene CD99). NCBI's taxonomy places the organism in Eukaryota, Metazoa, Chordata, Mammalia, Perissodactyla, Rhinocerotidae. The transcript is spliced from 10 exons. Gene Ontology annotation, biological process: homotypic cell-cell adhesion; positive regulation of neutrophil extravasation; T cell extravasation. The record is from RefSeq and is a predicted model, not a curated record. The coding region runs from base 1 to 600 and encodes 199 amino acids.